Messenger RNA from Monosiga brevicollis MX1, 3912 nucleotides. RefSeq lists its product as uncharacterized. The record is from RefSeq and is a predicted model, not a curated record. The transcript has 7 exons. Bases 1 to 3912 code for a protein of 1303 amino acids. Lineage: Eukaryota; Choanoflagellata; Craspedida; Salpingoecidae. Gene Ontology annotation, molecular function: protein binding.
AUGGCUCUGGUCGUGUUGCCGGGCUUGGUCGCCAGCGUGAGCCCAUCACUGACCUACGCUGCCUGUCCUCAAUGCACCAAGAAGCUGCAGCCUCGCAACGAGCAAACCAUGACCUGCUUGACCUGCCACAUAGUUCAAGAUCGUGCAGAGGUCACGCCGCGAUGGCGCAUUCAGCUCACCAUUCACGAUCACCAGAAAACAUACCUGGCCACGCUCUUUGGAGCCAACGGUGACCGCCUCAUGGGCGUGAGUGCCCCCACCUUUGCCAUGUGGCGCCAAGACCUUGCCCCAUACUUUCCACAACCCGGUCAGCUGGACGCAGCCAUCCACCGCGCUCUGUCCUCCUGGAUCGCUGGGGCGCUCUACCUCUUGGCCAUUGAGCUUCAACCCCGCGUGCAACGCCAGCUACAGGCCCAUCUCACACGAACCAACUCAACAUUGCUUGGCUGGCGUCAUCUUGAAGCCGUCUUGCACAAGAACCACUUUGUCGUCUCCAACCUCACUCGGCAGACGGCUUUGGCCGCCCCGCUAAUGGAUCUCUUGCGUGCCCGCCUUACGCCCCCCGCCACCGCCGGGCCCGGUGCCUUGCAACAAGACUUGUGUUUGCCCAGCACCACACCAGACCCACAAGCUUCUCCAAUUCAGGCACCGGCUCAUCAGAUCCCACACACCCGCUCUGCCCACACCCCUCAGGUGCCCUCUCAGGCCGGCCUCACCUCGCAGUGUCUCGACCUGCCCGUUGCUCUUGGUGUGCACAUGGACCACGAACUGGAUUCAACCAUUCUCGGCCCCUCAGACCAUGGCCAAGGCCCUAGUCAUGACCACGAUGCAUCAAACCCCGCCCCAUGGAUGGCUCUGUCCCCCGCACUGGAUCAAGCGAGCGCGACAACAGCAGCCCGAUCAAAACGGUCGGGGUUGGAACCUCGCGGAGCGAACCGAGGGCCAUUUACAGCCGUACCCAUUUCGGUCCAAUCUUAUGCCUUGCCUGCUUCCUCCUCACCACCCCUGGAGCACGAAGCAGCAACCCGUCUCCCAUCGCCCCCGCCUUUGUCACAGGCCGACAGCCUGGAGACCGACACCCGCGUUGAGAAUGACUCAAGCAGUCCCCUGCCCCCUGCCACCGAUGCUCGUGACAUCGACCCACGCGAGAGCCCACUCGCCCCACCCACGCCCUCCAGCAUGCCUGUAUCGGGAACCCAAACUGCGUCCUGCGAGGAGGCCACAACGUCGCGCAAGCCAGAGCGCAGGCAUUCCCCUCUCAAAGCGACGAAGACCAAAACGGGCCUGUGCAGACAGACCCCGCGAUUCGUCGUGGCCCCGUCUCCAGCCCCGAGUCAGCCCCAGCCAGAGCGAGCUGGUCGGGUCCAGCUCAUGGCUGGCAAUGCAGCCACUUCAACACCGCUACCAGCUGCCUCGCCACGAUCCAGACGCUCUCGUUUGGAUUCCACAACGACCGCUUCAGACAAGGUCGCACAGCCGGCCACUAAAACUGAGAUCGAGCCCAGCCCCGACGCAACCCGAACGUUGGGCAGGCAAAACGAACGAGAGCCGCCGCCGUCACCCACACCACCAAAAGAUCACGCGCUGGAUGUUGCCCUCGGUGCUGUGCCAUCGACCCCGGCUCUGGUUGGGCUCUGGCGGCCUGCUGCCGCUGUUGUAACCGAGACACCGCAGUUGUUUGGCUGCCGCCCAGCCAGAGAAGAUGCACUCGUAUCAGCCAGCCCCUCACUGGAGUGCGCACAGCGCGCAGCGGGUCCCCACAGCGGAAGGCCGUCAGCAGCAAGCUCUGAUCUUGCCAAUGCUUUGCCGAUCGAGAGCUCGCUUUCGCCGUCGACACAGAAUCCCAUGCUGCAGCUGCACUUUGACACACAGCCACCAGAAGUGAGCUCCCGUUACGAUGCUCUUCACGCUGCAGCGCUGGAGUUGGAAGGUCUUGAGGAUGUUUUAAACGACCAUCCCGACUCGACACAGCCAUCGCCGAGUUUCAAAGCCGAUUCAGGUCGCACGACCCGAGACAUGGGCACACAAACAGGCAUCAGUGCAGAGGACUUUGACGCGUUGUGGACGGCCAGCCCUGAAUCUGAACGGGAGGAAAUUUUGGCGUACCGCGUGACGACCACCAAGACUGGUGAUUUGACCACGGAAUAUCUCGUGCAGCGUGCGAGUGAGGAAGCACGCUGGGAACCAGAAUGCAGCCUCUCUCGAGCAGCCAUGAUGUUGCAUGCCGACAAACUUGCCGCUUCACGCGCAGACUUGGUGGAGCGCCAGCGCCAGCUACAGGGCCCGCCCACCAGUCAUAUGAGAAUUGCUUCAGGUCCGACUAGGAAAGAGAUAGAGACUGCUGCUAGCAACACGCACGCUUCGAAGGCGGGUUUGGACGCUGAUGAUACGAUUGAAUCCGAUACGCCACGUGCUGCGCAACAAACCAUCAAGCGCAUCAAACCAGCAGUCGAAGGCUUUGAUGGAGCAGGCGGAAAGGAGCUGGGUGCCGUGACUGGAACCUGUCUGUGGCGGCGUUGCGGGAGCGCUGAGGCCUGGGAGUUGCCAGUCGGAAAGAUGGAGGAUUUUGUGCACCGGCUCAAACGGCGACUGCGGCGGUCGCAUCGGCUUGACCGCGCUUCUGUGCAAGACCUGGUACGGCAAACGCUGCGAGGCAACGUUGACGAGCAAGACGAAUUGGGACGCACGGCCUUGAUGCACAUUUGCGCGCUGGGUGCCUCGCGAGUGCUCAAAUACCUGCUACAAGACUACUCGCCAAACUUGCUCUUACGGGACUGUGAUGGGGCAACCGUGUUGAGUCACGCGGCCAUGUCAGGGCGGCGCAAGCACCGGCUGCAGCUGGCUAUCGCGCUGUUGCGCUACGGUGCCCCUGCGCAGGUGGAAGCCCUGUUGCAAACCUCGCACUUUCAAGGGCGUACAGGAGCUGCAAUGGUAGCUGCCAUUGUGGAGAUGGGCCGUUCCCGCUAUUCGGAAGACGCAGACUACCUCGUCUACUUGCUGCGUCAGCAGCUGCCACCACCGCCUCGACCGACAUCGCCGCACACGCUUGCGCUCAAAGAUACGGGCGAGGCGCUAGAGCGGGGCACGACGGCGAAAAAGCAAGCCGAGGCUGAGGCCUGGGCAGAGCGACUGUCUUCGGCCUUUGCUGAUGAUUGCAUGGAUCAAGGCUUUGUGUUUGCUGCUGACCCGUUGGACGCCGCCGAGCCGCGCGGUGUCGAUGCAAUGGAUGAUGACGCAUACGCCCAGUAUAUGCGGACGUACUUGAACGCGCGUGUUUUUGGUGAGCACCGUCAUCAUCAUGCAAGCACAUCGGCCUUUGAUGCAACCGAGGAGGAGGUAGCAGCCGAGCGGGCGCGGCGGGCGCGGUUGGCAGAGGAGGCAUCAGCUCGAAUUCUGCGCGAACAGGUGGAGGAGACGGCCCGCAAGCGCAUGCGCACUCGCUCCAAUGACGUGGUCGAGUACGCGGUGCGUGCGGAUGCCUUCUUUGACCAGCUGCAGCAGCGGCUGAUUGCCCAGGAUGACCAGAGCGCACCCGCGGAUUCUGACGCCACGCCAACAUUGCUGGUGUUUGGUAAUGUGCCGUGGCUCGGGGAAGAUCGCAUCGCCGCGACAGCCCGGAUUUUGGGAGGUCUUGAAGCCCCCGCGGCAUCGACCGUGCCUCCGGCCAAGACCACAAAGGUGAUGAACGCUGACAAAGGCGAGCCUGGGGAUGAGACGGCCCGUGCCCGUGCAGCAGUGGCAGCCGAAGCGACGCAACGACGCAAGGUGCUUCGCUUGGCACAGAAGCGCUGGCAUCCCGAUCGAUGGGAAAAGUACCUGCCCCUUUUUGCGGCAGAAGAACAGGAACGGGUGCGCGAGGGUGUCAAGGCCACGGCCCAGCUUCUCAACGCUCUUGUUGAAGAUUUGAGCUAA